CAACGCCGCUGGGAUUCCUGAGGAUUACCCAUAGUGCCCCGCGGGUAAAGAUGGCUACGGAUGUUCCAAGCAGAGGAUCAACUUUUCUCUGAGCGGCGCUGAGCGGAUUCUCUGCCGCCUAACGGAGUUCCUCGGUGGGCUGCUUCUCGCUACCCUCACCGUGGGCUCUGUCACCGGAGUGUCCGGCUUAUCUGUCCGUCUCGCUGGACCACAGCUCUCCUCCCGGGCCUUGGAUCGGUUCGGAACCCGCUCCUUGUCCGCCUCGCCGGGAGAGCAGCGGAGCUCCGGCUGAAGUUUCUCCGGGACAGGUCGGUGAAGCCCCACGCCGUCUCAGGAGACCACAGGAGCGAGGAGGCUCCCAUGCUCUCAGGAGGAGGAGGAGACAGAGGACAGAACAUCAUAGGAUGAAGAGAUUGAGGUUCCUUCACUUCUGUGGAUGAAGUCUGUGCAGGAGAAGCUCACAGUUCAGGACUGAAGGACCAACCAAACAGGAAGGAUGUCCAGCGCUGCCUCGGCUAGAAAACCAUACCGGAAGGCUCCGCCUCAGCACCGCGAGACGCGCCACACCCUCCCUACUGCUCCGCCACCACCUGCGCUGCAGCCCGACAUCAGUCAGGAGGCUUUAUCAGACUCGGACCGGAUCAGAAUUCUCCAGCAGCAGAAUGAGGACCUGCGCCGCCGACUCUCACUCUCCACCCAUAAGAUGGAGACCAUGGAGGUGGAGUUUGAGGGCAGCCGGCAGUACAUGGAGGCGGAGCUGAGCCGGACUAGAGAUGACCUGGACAAAAUGAGGGACAAGUUCCGAAGACUCCAGAACAGCUACACUGCAUCUCAAAGAGCCAAUCAGGACCUGGAGGAGAAGCUCCAUGCUCUGCUACGGAAGGUGGAGAGGGACAAAAAGACGAUGGACCAGGAGAUUGUGGAGCUCACCAAUAAGCUGCUGGAUGCCAAGAACACCAUUGACCGACUGGAAGAGCUCAAUGAGCGCUACAGACAGGACUGCAACUUGGCUGUUCAGCUGCUCAAAUGCAACAAGUCACACUUCAGGAACCACAAGUUUGCUGACUUGCCCUCGGAGCUUCAGGACAUGCUGAACAAGCACAUGAAGAGCAGCCUUCCGGAACGAGGCCCCGCCCCCAGUGCUCAGGACCCGGACACGCUCAGUUUGACCCCUGCCGAUGUGGUGCCAACCUCAGUCAUCGCUCGGGUCCUGGAGAAACCUGAGCCACUGGUUCUGAACUCCGCCCAAUCCAGUAGCUGCGGCCGGCCCGUUGCUGAGGAUGUCUUUGUCCACGUGGACAUGACUGGUCCCACCGGUGCUGAGUCCAGGGAGAACGGUGCAGCCCAGGAGGCACCACAGCAGAACGGUUCCUGUCGGAGUCAGAGCAGCCUAGAUGAGGACGUGGGAGGAACCCAGUCUUUUGAGAAGCUAAACCCGUACCCUGCGCCACUGCCGCCCCACCCGCUUUACCCUGGACGCAAGGUCAUCGAGUUCUCAUCUGACGACAAGGUGAAGAUCCCCAAGAACUCUCCUCUGCCCAACUGCACUUAUGCCACCCGGCAGGCCAUCUCCCUCAGCCUGGUGCAGAAUGAUGAUGAGAGGCUUGCCCCUGGAAGCCCUGCCCCAUCAUCCUCUUCUGGUGGUGGGGGCGGUGCCAGCCAUCGUACACCUCCAUCACAGCGCGAUGCCACCAGUGAGCCUCUGUCCAGCGAGUCCAGCCCGUUCAGCAGUCCACCACAGGCUCCAAGCAUCCCUGCGAGCUCCGGUAGCUCUGAGGAGGAUCUUCUGGCCAACUGGCAGCGGAUGUUUGUGGAGAAAAUGGCGCCUUCCUGCGAUGGGUCUUUGAUGCACCGCACAUCGUUCAACAGUCAGACAGUCCAGGAGCUGCAGAGGAGGAGACAGGCAGUGGGGGGAGGAGCAUCAUCUUCUUCGGACCACCAUAGAGCGGCGUACUCUGAUGGAGAGGAAGGAUCUUCAGCGAGGAGCUGGACACCAAGCCGUGGCUCCAGUUUGGACACUGACACCGACACAGAACCACGACCCAGCAGGAGAGGUCGGUCAGCUGGCCGCGACUGCUCUGGGGGGGAGCAGCUGCUGAUGAACCUGGAGGACGUUGAUGAUGCCACUCUGACAACAGUCACCAUGACGACCGGCUCCACAGACACCCAGAGGAAAGAUGAGGAUGAUGAUGACAGCUCAGCUGAAGAGCGAGACAUCCUACCCAAUGAUCUGCCUGUCAUCACGUCCCACCUACUCGAAUUUGACUCUGCCCUCGGCGCUGUCACUUCCCCUCAUCGCCCUCAGAAGAGCCCGAAGAGGAUGGGGGUGCACCACCUGCACCGUAAGGACAGCCUGACCCGAGCCCAGGAGCAAGGCACGCUGCUGGACUGACCUGAAUGUCUCUAAGGCAACCAGGUGACAGGCCCCUCCCAUCCAGGAUAUAGCCAUACCUUACCGUAUGCUGCCGAGCUCGCUGCAUGACCUGAGUGUGUAUUAUAGGCCAUCAGCUGAUCAGUGUCAGAACCUAUCUGUAAACGACCUGGCACCAUGGUUUGUUUACACACACACGCGCACACACACACACACACACACAGCAGUUUAGAAAUGAUCAGACUGAAUCUGUUUGAAGGUGAUCCUGGUGGCAUCAGCUGAUCACAGAUCAUAGGUUUACUUUAGGACAGCUCGUGUGUUGAAGGCUUGAGUCACAUGACCGGUUCUGGUUCUGAAUGCUGCUGCUUUCAUCAUUUCAGAGCAAAACGAAAAAAGCCUUUCCACAGGUUUGGUUUCUGUAACUAGGGCUUUUAUUUUGAAAAUGUCAGCCGAGACACAACUGAAUGAAUUCACAUGUAGGUGCACUCUCACACACACAUACACAAACUCUUAGUGCCUCCUACUUCCUGUGUGUCAGGUUGUGAGCACGUUGCCGGGCCUGUGAAGGGUCAGAGUUUUAUUUUGGCAUCUCUACUGAUCACUAAUUUCCUAUCACCUGUAAAAAUGCAUUAAGCUAAUUCGUUGGUUGGUAUUGAUUGGCCCCUCCCUUGAGGUUGAUUGCACUGCAGGGGAUGGAGCUUUACCACAGUCACACCUGGAAUGUACUGUCAACACAUCUGUUUUACUUUGUUGUGAAUGGUUGAUUUACUGUCACAGGUGUUUUUUGUCGGUCUACGGGAGCCUGUUGGUGCCACAAACACUUUCUGUAGGGCUGAGUUUGGUUUAAUUGGUUCAGAGCAACAAUAAUGAUGUAGAACAGCGGUACUCGCUAUCUACUACACCUGAGUCGGUGUGAGAAUCACCUGCAGCAGCUCAUCAGGCUCUGCAGAAGCCUGUUAAUCACCUGCUGACUGACACCAGGUGUGGCAAACACAACGUGCUGUCCCUCCAGGACCAGGACUGAGUACCACUGAUGUAAAAGCAGCUGCUAUACCCCACAGUGCCCCUUGGCGGACCAGAGAAACAGCAGCUCUGUUUUUGGCACCUUUAGGCUUCCGUAUUUAAUGCUUGCCGUGGAUAUGGAGCCACCGCCUCCUCACAGCUCAGAUUGGGACUCACUGAGAAUCAAUUCUCUGAAUGAUGGAUUGAUCAAUCCACUCUUUGUGCUUUCACAGGAAUCAGCAAAGUAUUGAUCUGAUAGUAUUUGAUCACUGAAUGUUUAAAGCUUUUGUUAUUAACAGAUUUUUAUAGCCUAAAUGAUGAGUUUUCCUAAGAAAUAUUACAUGUAUUUGACUAAGAAACAGAAUGUUUAAAGUCUGAUGAGUCACCUUUACUUUUGAUUAUUGAUUAAUCCACCGAUCGAGUUUCUUUGACCAGGCGUCCGGAUUUCCAGCUGUUAAUAAGUUAUUUAUUUCUUUGAUGUGGCUGUUGGAUUUUAAGCUUCAGGCAGGAGACUUUUAUUUUGACAGGGUCAGUUCCUGUGAAACUUUCCAGAUUUUUUUGGUUUUCAUCACCAGCUGAUGUAAUGUCAGACUGUUGAAGCUGCAGUUGGAGGAUGUCGACAUCCUUCAGUCUGUCGACGGAUCAGAACCUUCAGAAUCUGCUGAUGAUCCCAGCGCUCAGGCUGGAGAUGUCCACUAAACACAUACACACACACACACACACACACACACACACACACACACAGCUUCAGCAGCUCUCCGACCGCCAUCUGCUGUUGAAUUAUUCACCUCUGUCUCAUACACUCUAAAGUGUGUUUAAAGGAUUUGUGAGGUCUGUCAUGUGCAGACACAUCCUCCCUAGUCAUCAGAUAUUUAGUGUGUGUGUGUGUGUGUGUGUGUGUGUGUGUGUGUGUGUGUGUGUGUGUGUGAGUGAGUGAGAGAGAUAUACAUCUUUAAUGAUUCUUCUUCAUGCCUAUAAUUAGGCAGCUCCUCCCUGGCCUAGGUUAUGUUUUACUCCUUGUUGGUCACUAGUAGAGCCCGCUUUAGGGGCUUGGAUCUGGACCCUAACCGGGUUAUCUAGUUUUAUGAGGACACUGUAAGAACCCAAUGCCCUGUAGAGCUUUUAGUUGGCACACUAACCUGAUGUAGGUACCAGCUCUGCACGGGCCCUGCGCCUGCUGAUGACAUCACACCACCUGAUUGGCUGGAGGUUAAAUAUUUAGGUUGGUCCAGGAGCCACGUGAGUGUGAUGUGCUUGUGCAGCCGAACCUGCUCAGGGUUGUGACUAGGGCUGGGCAAUAAAAUCAAUAUCACGAUUUCACCUUGAUAACGAUAAACAGACGAUAACUACAGGUAUGCGCAGAAACAAAGGUUGUCCACUAGAUGGGGCUGUAAGAUGUAUCACGUUGAGUCACAUUUUUACGUGACUCAAGGUGGUACAGUUUCUUAAAGGGACAUGAACCUUAACCUACACAUCUUUUCAUUUUUAUCAUCACAUUUAUUGACAUGGGAAAAUAAUCUCGACAAAAGUCAGACAUUUGAUAACGAUAAAUUUUAGAUUUAUUGCCCAGUCCUCGUGGCUGUGCGAGGACGCGUCAACAACCUGUGUAGCAGAUACUUGUUCCCUGUUUGAAAUAACUUUAUUGAACAGACAUUGAGUUACAACAUAAAAACUCAAGUAUCUGCAUGAUUCUGAGAGCCAUUCUGUUGGUAGUGUCUGAUGCUGUAAUUGGUGAUGUCGUCAGCAGGACCUGGGCCCUGAGCGGCUCUGAUCCGGUGAACCUUCAACAGUUAGACCAACAACCAUAAGCUGAUCCGGACUGAACCAGUGUUCUGAUGGUUGUGUUUUUUUGUGUUGAUGUGUGAAUGCUCAACUAUCCAACGCUGGAGGACCAGAGUUCUGGACCCUCCUGGACUUACCUGAGGACACAUGAAGUGUUUACCUCCCAGCAGGAUGUCUAACCAGGGGGGUAUUUCCCGUAGCGAGCUAAUCCCAAAAUUCAGGCUCUCUUUGAAAAUCCCGGUUUACCUUCUGCUAAAUCAGCUCUACCACUGUGGCUAGCCAUUCACCAUGGUAACACAUGCUGGAGAACAAACCUGCUCCGUGGCAGGCUAGCAGCUAGGCUAGCUAAAGCUUUGUGAACAUGAUUGGACGAGACAAGUGACAUCACCUUUUUCUUGUGGGUGGCUGGCAGCUACGAGGUGGUGAAUUAGCGCCACCGCUGGCCCACAGCGGUAACUGCAGCUUUGGUCUUGAUGGCUGAAUUAUUAAUAACUGUGGAGUUGAAACAUGAGUUCCAACUGGAUUUACAUCCUUGUGUUUAAUCUUCAUUUGCAGCCAGGAGUGUUUGGUUCCACUGAUGUCAGCAUUAUUAAUAAUUAUGUAUCAGCUUUAGUCUGGGAUGGACCCGCAUCAUUAACAUGUAAAACUAGCUUACCGCUGCUAACAUAAUACAUGUAACAGGAAAUUCUUUAUUAACCCUAACCCGUGGCUAACACGCUAAUACCUGAGUAAAAUGACAUACGUGAUGUUGUCCCUCGAUGAGUAAUGUGUGAGCUAAAUGGUUUACAGCGUUAACUUUAGGGUCAUGUGACCACGAACGUAUGUUCUUAGACCUCACAGCUGCCCAGCAGAAACAAAGUCCUCCAGACUCUGGAGCAGAACAUGAAAACGACAUAAAUGAUGAAACUUUAAUUAAACAUGUUAAUGGCCUGUAUUUGAUAGUGCCUUCUAGAGUUUAAAAAAACGAAGCAGCGCAUCGCCACAGGCUGAACUCCUACGGUUACGGUUACCACACGGUGUGUCGUCCGUCAUCCUUCGCCCCACCCUUCCACCCCUAUGAAAACUAUCUGGGCGCGCCACUGUAAAUGGCCCGAGCAACCCGGCUUUACUCAAACAGCUCAUGAUAUCAUUUUAGUUCUGAUAUCUUUGUAGUCCUCGUAGACAGGAAUUAUUCAUUCUCUUCAGUCUGGGAGAAAUACGAGGCUCUGUCCUUUAUCAUUUAUCUGGCAUCGAUUAACAGGAUCUGCCUGCGGACUCGUGUGAUGCUCACUUGCUGCUUCCCGCUUUACUUGGAGAGGUCUGUACGUGAGCUUUGUUGGUGGUUACGGAUGAAUCCCUGAGUGAACCAGCAGGGAUUUACCAGGACAGCCCUGAUGUUCUGAGCUCGCUUAGAGAAAUAUCCUCCAGGACAUCUAGGUGAUUGUAGCCCCGCUUCCUUGCUCUGCUCCCACAGGUGCUGUUUCCUGUUGUGUUUUUGUUUCACUUCCUGUUGGGGAGAAACUCUCUGACUGUUAAACUCGGCUGAUGAUUUUAUUUUCUCAGUUUGUAAACGAUGUAUAUUUUAAAACAAAUAAAAUAUUUUAAACGUA
Messenger RNA from Nothobranchius furzeri (turquoise killifish), 6744 nucleotides. RefSeq names its product tight junction associated protein 1 (peripheral) (gene tjap1). Gene Ontology annotation, cellular component: trans-Golgi network. Gene Ontology annotation, biological process: Golgi organization. The record is from RefSeq and is a predicted model, not a curated record. NCBI's taxonomy places the organism in Eukaryota, Metazoa, Chordata, Actinopteri, Cyprinodontiformes, Nothobranchiidae.